CAGAGCACGCAAAUUCCAACCACUUGCUUUCUGUCACUUUAAAGCCACAAAGUACAGAGGAUUAAUCGAUAUAAAGAAUUUAAUAUCAUCUCAUAUGAGUUAACAAUUCCAAAAACUUUGGAACUCUUGCUUUAUCUCAGAAAUAUCUGGGGUAAAGCUCCAAAAUCUUAUGGAGAAAAAUGAGCAGAAAAGUGUGGAAGACAAUGAGAAAGGUGUAGUGAAUAAUGAUUCAAAGAUUAACUACAGAGGAUGGAAGGUCAUGCCCUUCAUCAUUGGAAAUGAAACUUUUGAGAAGCUGGGAACAAUUGGCACCUUGGCCAACCUCUUAGUCUAUCUAACAACUGUGUUCAACAUGAGUAGUAUUACAGCUACAAAUAUCAUCAACGUCUUUAAUGGCAGUGCAAAUCUAGCUACCUUACCAGGAGCUUUUCUUACUGACACUUAUUUUGGUCGCUAUAAGACACUGGGAUUCUGCACAUUUGCUUCCUUUCUGGGGUUGCUUAUUAUACAACUAACAGCAUUGAUUAAGAGCAUGCAUCCACCACACUGUGAAAACGAGAGCACCACUUGCAUAGGGCCAAGCACAGGGCAAAUGGCAUUUCUACUGAUAGGAUUUGGAUUUCUGAUAGUAGGAGCUGCAGGGAUCAGACCUUGUAAUUUGGCAUUUGGAGCUGAUCAGUUCAACCCCAACACUGAGUCUGGGAAGAAGGGAAUCAAUAGCUUCUUCAAUUGGUACUUCUUCACCUUCACUUUUGCUCAGAUGGUGUCAUUAUCACUAAUAGUUUACAUACAAGCAGAUGUAAGUUGGGCACUUGGGUUAGGAAUUCCAGCUGCUUUGAUGCUGUUUUCAUGCAUAGUUUAUUUCCUGGGAAGCAGAUACUAUGUGAAAAUUAAAGCAACAGGUAGUCCAGUCACAAGUAUGGUUCAAGUUGUGGUUGUGGCUGUGAAGAAAAGGAGCCUGAAUCUACCAGAGUUUCCAUUGGAUUCUUCACUCUUUACCUAUAUGUCUUCCCAGUCUAUUAACUCCAAGCUUCCUCACACUUCUCAAUUCAGGUUCCUGGACAAAGCUGCAAUUAUAACCUCAAAAGAUCAGAUAAACCCUGAUGGCUCUGCAUCUGAUCCAUGGAAACUUUGCAGCAUGCAGCAAGUGGAAGAGAUGAAAUGCUUGCUGAGAGUGAUCCCUAUUUGGAUUUCAGGCAUGCUCUACUAUAUUGCCAUUAUCCAGCAGAGCACCAUGCUAGUCUUCCAAGCCCUUCAAUCCGACAGGCGAGUCUUCAACACCAAUUUCAAGAUCCCAGCAGCUUCCUACACCAUCUUCACCAUGCUGAGCCUGAGCAUAUGGCUCCCUAUAUAUGAUCGAAUCAUCGUGCCCUCGCUCCGGAAGCUCACCGGAAAAGAAGGCGGCAUCACACUUCUUCAAAGGAUGGGAAUUGGCAUGUUCCUAUCUGUGCUCUGCAUGCUAGUUUCUAGUGUGGUGGAAAAUCAAAGAAGGACCAUGGCUCUGACUAAGCCUGUAGUAGGAUGGGAACCAAGAAAAGGUGCCAUUUCUUCAAUGUCAGGGUUGUGGUUGGUUCCUCAACUAGCAUUAGCAGGACUAUCUGAUGCAUUUACAUUGGUGGGGCAAGUUGAGUUUUUCUACAAACAGUUUCCUGAAAACAUGAGAAGCCUUGCAGGGUCUCUUUUCUUCUGUGGCUUGGCAGGGUCAAGUUAUUUGAGUAGUUUGCUGAUUUCCAUUAUCCAUAGGGUGACUGAAAAAUCUGCAUCAGGGAAUUGGUUGCCUCAGGAUCUCAACAAGGGGAGAUUGGAUUACUUUUAUUACAUAAUUACUGGUUUACAAGUAGUUAAUUUUGGUUACUUUAUUUUGUGUGCUAAGUGGUAUAAGUACAAAGGGGUUGGAAGUGCUAGUUAGAAGCAGUGGCCUUUGGCCUGAUCAAGUAUCAACACAAUCUGAAUUAGAAGGUUUAUUGGUGUUUAAUGAUUUUAUGUUGAAAGUUGAUGAUGUCUGAACUCUGAAAGGCAUCUACUAUAUAGACAAAUAGACAUAAUAUGUUCAGAGAAUUAUAUUUUAUAAGAAAAAAAUAGAAAUUCAAUAUAAAUUUUGGAAUUUUUAUGAUUG
This is a messenger RNA of Lotus japonicus, 2116 nucleotides long. Its product is annotated as protein NRT1/ PTR FAMILY 2.9-like. Gene Ontology annotation, cellular component: plasma membrane. Lineage: Eukaryota; Viridiplantae; Streptophyta; Magnoliopsida; Fabales; Fabaceae. The coding region runs from base 170 to 1909 and encodes 579 amino acids. The record is from RefSeq and is a predicted model, not a curated record. The transcript is spliced from 4 exons. Gene Ontology annotation, biological process: transmembrane transport. Gene Ontology annotation, molecular function: transmembrane transporter activity.